Molecule: messenger RNA, 1437 nt
Organism: Symbiodinium pilosum
Lineage: Eukaryota; Dinophyceae; Suessiales; Symbiodiniaceae
Source: the annotation of a GenBank genome assembly
AUGGAGCCCAGUGAGAACCCCCGCCAUUGCCAACCACGAUGCGUUUUGAGAGUGGCGCUUCCGCUGCUAAUGUUAAUUUGCUUGGGCAGGACAUAUUUUGCUGACAACCAGCUGUCCUGGAGUAUGGCAGUUGUCCGAGGCGAAAUGAAAAGGCUGGCCCCGAUCUCCAUCAGCGCUUUAAUAGACCAAGCAGCUGACGGAGCUGGUUUCAACAUUACUUUGCAGACGCAGACUCCCAGGAUGCCGGAACAGCCUGAAGCCAUCGCUCUCGAAAUCACAUCAGGAGUGACAACGCCAAUGACGACACCCACAGCGACGUCAGUUCAACCCCCACAACACCCUUCCACAACAUCCAUGUUCAGCUCGUCCCUACACUCAGACCAAUUGCACAUGGCUACAGCCAAUCUGCAAAGCACAGUGGCAAGUGCGACUGAGUCAACUUCUCAGAACAUGUCCUCGCUUUUUUAUCUGGUCGAUCAGGAAAACCUGCAACGCGGUAAGGCGAAAUGUCCCGACAAGUUUCGAGUCAGUGAGUGGAAUGGCAGGAUUGGCAACCAUUAUUUCCAGGUGAGCCAGGUCAUAGUGGCGGCAUUAUUCUGCCGCAUCACACACGUCACAUUCCCGCCCCACAUCAGCACGCGUUACCAGCAGCAGGACGGUUUACUGGACAUGCCUCAAGAGCUUGCACUCCCAGGGAUUGAUGGUCAUGAGGGCUUGAACAUCCCCAGCACCUGCCCAGCACAAACAACCCAUAAAUGGUACCACCAGCAUUGUCGGAUGGUCCCUGCGUGGCACCACUACCAGGUAAUGCAGGCGUUUCUGCGACCUUACCUGGGUCAGACUCUUGCCGAUCUCGUGCGUGCACCGAGUGAUGAGGGGGAGCGAGUUCUCACGAUCCACUUGCGUGCCGACGACAUUCGCCAGUACGGGAGAUACGAGUGGGCCCAACCGCCGUGCAGCAUGUACCAGAAGAUUGUUUCAGAGUUUGGGUACCAGAGUCUGAAGAUCAUCGCAAAGAGCAACCCUGCCACCAAGCGGUCCGAUGCUGCUUGUGACAGCUGGCUUGUGGACUACGCGAAGAAGCAUGGCAUCAGCAUCAUACGGCCUCAAGACUUUACGUUGGCUGCAGACUUGGCGGCAAUGAUUCGUGCAAAGAGUUUUGCCUUGUCCUUCUCGAGCUUCUCUCUAUCUUCGGCAUUGCUCAGCACGGAGCUGCAGGUAAUGUAUCGUCGACGUGAUGCGAAAUGGUACAGCAUUUUGCACUCUCUUGUCAACUGCAAUGUUUGGAGAGGUGUGAGAAUGUAUGAGUACAACACCACUCUUCAGCCAGACCAAGUUAAAGGUUCGCCAAGCGAAUGGCUGAGAACCUUUCCUCUGGAAAACAUCACCGGGCCUUUCACCUGUCAAUACGGCAGUGAAAUAUUGCCGGAGAUAUGA